Phanerochaete carnosa HHB-10118-sp is the source of this 396-nucleotide messenger RNA. RefSeq lists its product as uncharacterized. The record is from RefSeq and is a predicted model, not a curated record. The transcript has a single exon. NCBI's taxonomy places the organism in Eukaryota, Fungi, Basidiomycota, Agaricomycetes, Polyporales, Phanerochaetaceae. The coding region runs from base 1 to 396 and encodes 131 amino acids.
AUGUGCAAUAAAGGCCAUGCGCUCAAGCAACAUACUCUCAGUAUCGAUUGGCAGAAGCCGUCAUGGUACAAAGAGGCAAAGCGCGAAAAGCACGAGGCUCUGCUAAGGCAGAAGUGUGAGCAAAACCAAGCUCAGGCUGUAGCUACCGAAGGCUCAGGCGAGAAUACUCUGACAGGCACUACCGAUGCCAUCGUCGAUGAGAACACAAAGAUGGAUGAUUCCGAAAAUAUUCAGAACCAUCCUCAAGAGCCCAACCUGAGUGACCAUGUUCCGGAAGAAGACGUGCCUAUGACUGGAGAAAACGCGCCCCAAGAGUCGAUGCGUUCUUCAACCACUGGCUCAUAUGCUUCCUUCACAGAGCCCCCCGUAUUCAGCAUUCACGAAGUCGAACAGUAG